GAAAAUAUACAAUACUCCAUCUCAGUGGAGAAUUGUUACCUUUAAUGCUGUCUGCUAAUAACCUUUAUAACUUUUGUUUGAUUUCAUAAGAACAAUGUAGCCAUUUGGUGUUGCCUUCCUCCAGAAUCACUUGAAGCGACUACGUAAAAUCACAUUUUUAUCAUUUCCACAAAGAAUUGGCCUAGGGAGACUUUUUGAUUCACCGAGUACUCGUAGGCACUUUAUACAUACGGACACUUGUAUGUUUCCAAUAGCAACCUCCUUCCACUCGCACCACCGUAUUUAGUAUUCAAGCCAAGUCCACUCGCACCUCCCCUGAAACCAGCACAUCAUCAACAAGUCUACCUGCCUCGCUCGCUAAAAACGCUCGAGGACUCGUACUCGACUUGUAAAGCACCCAAGACUUUUUGAUACUCAAAGAACGGACUGAACUCUGGUGAACACGUAAACAUCCUACAGUAGUCUCAACCUUAAAUGCACUGACUAGACUAGUUUCCAGAGACAUCAGUUACCUCGAGGACCAUCAGAUAACGUCCUUCAUUGAUGAUUUCUUCUGGCUAUACUGCUCUUCUUCCAAUAAUGCCAGUUGUCGAGAAAUAUCGAGAUCGAGGUCCCGUUGAUGUGAGUGGCUCGUUCAGCACAGAGGAAUUAGUAGGGAAAUCUGUAGUGAUUACUGGAGGUGAGUAAGAACCAGACCACAGUAUUCAUGAUUCAUUCAGACAGCUAACAACAUAAAAAGGAGCAAAUGGACUCGGGAAAGCUUAUGUCCAAGCCUUCGUCGAUGCAGGGUAAGAGAUAUCAAGAACCUUUGGCUACUAUAAACUAAUCAAGAACACAGAGCGUUCGUAACAAUCGGCGACAUUGACGAGACACUUGGGAAGGAAGCAGCAAGCGCCCUGCCAGGGUAAGGAGCUCUAUUUCUGUUAGUCACCCGUCCCUAAUUGUUCUCCAGGAAAGUCCAAUUCGUAAAAUGCGAUGUCCGGAAGUGGGAGGAGCAAGUGUCUCUUUUCGAGGCAGCGAGUAAAUUCUCUCUUCACGGUGGUUGCGAUAUCGUGAUCGCCAAUGCUGGGAUAGUGGGAGAAGAUGACCUUUUUCGGCUGGAUGGUAAAAUCUCUUGUUCCUUAAAUGAAGAUCACGACUUAACGGCUAACGAUUUCAUAGACCCAAAUAAACCACCAAUAAAACCAGAUCUGAGUAUUCUAGAUGUCGACCUGAUAGGCAUGCUUUACACGACCAAACUUGCAUUUCACUACUUCCGUCGGCAGCCCGUAGAAAGGUAUCGAGACAGGUGCUUGAUUUUGAUAUCAAGUAUUGCAGCUUAUGUCGGUAAGUGUGUUUGUGGAAAUUCUAUGAAAAUACCCUAAAGACCGCAUCACAUAACUCUUGAAGAUGGAAUUGAGAACUUUAUAUAGAUCAACCCGGGACACCUCAGUACAAUGUUGCAAAGUGGGGGACUAGAGCUCUUAUGAGGAAUCUCCGCCGCACAGCAUGGAAAGAAAGUAUACGAAUAAAUCUCGUUGCCCCUUGGUAA
This is a messenger RNA of Hymenoscyphus albidus, 1531 nucleotides long. The record is from the annotation of a GenBank genome assembly. NCBI's taxonomy places the organism in Eukaryota, Fungi, Ascomycota, Leotiomycetes, Helotiales, Helotiaceae.